Messenger RNA from Carcharodon carcharias (great white shark), 2458 nucleotides. RefSeq names its product clavesin-1-like. Bases 829 to 1824 code for a protein of 331 amino acids. Gene Ontology annotation, molecular function: phosphatidylinositol bisphosphate binding. Gene Ontology annotation, cellular component: membrane. The record is from RefSeq and is a predicted model, not a curated record. The transcript has 5 exons. Lineage: Eukaryota; Metazoa; Chordata; Chondrichthyes; Lamniformes; Lamnidae.
AUCACAGGGUUAUUUUUAAACCAGGGGUUACAGGACACCAUUUCUUAUUGUGUUUCCAGUUAGGUUUACUGUGUUACGGUGAUUAAACAAGAAAAUGUUGCUUUUAUUUUUUGGGAUUCCACGAUUUUUACUGGCUUGGACAGCGAAUUCCAGGAGUUUACCCUAUUUUUGGCAAUUAUAAACCCGUGCCUUUGCAAAUCAUCUGUUAUAUCCCGUCGUCUUUGAAGAUACAGAAAUGUAAAAUGUUUAACGUGAGGCAUCGAACUUUAAUAUGGGAGGGUCAAGUUCAUUCGUUUCGCUUAAGCUAUCUAAGAGUCAGUCCGUAUUUAUCAUUUCACGUUAACCCCAUUUAGUAGAAGCGUCAAGAGAAUGGCAAAAGUUUUAACAUUUCAACAAAUAUAUAUUUUUCUUACAACAAAUAUAUAUCUUUCUUCUCCAAAUUAUUUUUACUUAUAGAUUCACAUGUGGCUAAGUGGAGGCAGGGUUGGAGCGACCGUUUGAACUACAGUGUACACACUAAUGAAUAGAGUGUAAAGGCUGAGUAGAUGCUGUGAAUAUGGACACUUUGUGGUUCUAUAGUAACGGAUAACAUUUCUCUCUUAUACACACAUGUUUGCUCCAGAAAGUCAGCCAUGUGGGUUCGCUUCAGCACCAUAUUUUGUCAACAGAUGGAAGAGAAUGUGGAAUAAGCCAACGCUACUGACGGUUUCAUCGGCUGUUAGAAAGGGCCAUGGACACAACACUGGUUGCGACGGUGAAGUCUGAUCAUUAUUCGUGAGUCGUCAGAAAAUCAGAGCAGGGGUCGUCGUUUAUGUUGUUGUGGCUAAAAUGACCCAUCUGCAAUCCGGGCUCAGCGCUGAAAUCAUCGAGAAAUCUCGGCUGGAGCUGAAUGAGAAUCCAGACGCCUUACACCAGGACAUCCAGCAGGUCAGAGACAUGAUCAUCACCCGCCCUGAUAUCGGCUUCCUCCGCACGGACGAUGCCUUCAUCCUGCGCUUUCUGAGAGCCAGGAAGUUUAACCACUUCGAGGCCUUCAGACUGCUUGCUCAGUAUUUCCAGUAUCGGCAACAAAACCUGGACAUGUUCAAAAACUUCAAAGCCGACGACCCUGGCAUCAAACGGGCUCUGAUGGAUGGCUUUCCAGGAGUCCUUCAACAGCCAGAUCACUAUGGUAGGAAGAUUCUGGCACUCUUCGCUGCCAACUGGGACCAGAGUAGGAAUACCUUUGUGGACAUUCUCCGAGCUAUUCUUCUGUCCCUGGAAAUCCUUAUUGAAGACCCAGAGUUACAGAUAAAUGGAUUUAUGCUAAUUAUAGACUGGAGUAAUUUCACAUUUAAACAAGCCUCCAAACUGACUCCCACCAUACUGAGACUAGCCAUAGAGGGUUUGCAGGACAGCUUCCCUGCACGCUUUGGAGGCAUCCAUUUUGUGAACCAGCCUUGGUAUAUCCACGCUUUAUACACGAUAAUAAAGCCAUUCCUGAAAGACAAGACCAGAAAAAGGAUCUUUCUCCAUGGCAACAACCUCAACAGUCUGCACCAGCUAAUCCAUCCAGAAUAUCUGCCAUCUGAGUUUGGAGGCACUUUACCCCCAUAUGAUAUGGGAACCUGGGCCCGGACACUGCUUGGUCCGGAGUACAAUGAUGAUACUGAAUAUCCCUACAAUUCCUACAAUUCAAUGCACGUGAAAGAUAUGCUGGAUAAUCGUGAUAGCAGCUGUUCUCCCAAGCAUAUGAAGAGGUCGCAGUCAGUGGUAGAACCAGGUGCCCUGAAGCACGAAGACAGAGAUGAUGAUAACACUCAGCCAUUACUGGCUCUGGACUGAACUAAAGGCAUUUCCUAAGUCACACAAUGGGAACUCCAGAGCUGGAACUCAGUGGUGCAAACAUUAAUGGAGCACUUGCUUAAAUCAAGUCACAUUCAGCUAUGUGAUUUUUUUUUUCAUUUUUCUUAAAAAGGCAAAAUUCAGAAAUCACCAGUCAUCCAUCAGCUAUCUCGUCAGAACAUCCAGGCGUUGAUUAAAGAAUGAGAAAUCAUUUAAAAUAAUAUACCUAAAGGAUUUUGUAUCUGUUGUAAGUGACCUGACAGUAGCCAUGACAGCAGAUUAGUAUUUUGCCUAAAGAAGAGAUAAGGCAAAUUUUCAUUCAUGCAGAACUGUUUAGGUCUUGAUGACAGGCACAUAAUAUUCAGAUAUAUUUGUGCCUUUGAGUGGUAGCUGAAAGAGGAUUUGUUUUUAUAUUUCGAUAUCAGAAUGAAAAACUCAAAAACAAAUAAGUUAUGAAUAGAAGGGAGGAUGAAAAAACAUUUAUUAAAGUGCCAAAGAUCCAUAUAUCCAUUUGAUUUACUGGAUGAAUGUUCAAUAUUCAUCAGUGCAUUUUAUUUAAAUUCAGUAAAUGAAGCUAAUGUUGCCAACCACAAAACUGUUUAUUUGAUUGAGCAAAUAAAGAAGAAUUACUCAA